GUAUUUUGUUGGUGUGUUAGACAAGGACUCUGGGCAAAUAGAAGUCUAUAAUGCUGAAAUAUUCAACAUGCAGCCCUUGCUGUCAGAUAACUUAAUACCUGACGACACGAAGGAUUAUCAGAAUAAAUCCUACAGGGAGAAGAUGGAUUUGUGCAUUGAGGCCUUUGGUACCAGCAAGCAGAAGCGAGCUCUGAACACUCGGCGAAUGAAUGCAGUGGGCAAUGAUAUUCUGAAUACUGCUGUGACAAAAGCAGCAGCAAACAUUAUAGAUGCAAAGGGAGUAACAGCUUUGAUCCAGGAUGUGGCCCAAGAUGAUGUACAGAACAUCUCCAUCUUCCUCCCACCGUGUAAUGAAGAUGCUGACAAACCAGAAAAUGUUUACAAGUUUGAGGACAUUCUGUCCCCAGCAGAGUAUGAAGCAUUGCAGGUUCCAGCAGCAGUCUUUGUUAACAUCACUCCAGAAGAAAUCACCAAGAAAACAGAGGAUAAAAGCCAUUGCUCCUUUGUUUUAGAGGAGCUGAAGUUCCUGCCUGCUGAUGAGAAAAGCAGAGAUCACAAAGCCCGAUGCCUCUGGUUCCUGGACACCCUUAUUAAGUUCAGCUACCUGAAAGUGAUCAAGAAGAAGCAUCCAAUGGGUCCUGAAUGCCCACACAUUAUUAGCAGGAAACUCAUGAAGAAUUUCACUUCACUGACCUACAACAAUGGCAGUGUCCAGAAUUUAAUCUCUGCAUCCAUGAAGGCUAAAAUCACAGCAUACGUCAUUGCAUUGGCUCUGCACAUUAACAACUUCCAAACAGACCUCACCAAUCUGCAGAAUGACAUGAAGCUCCAAGAAAGCAGGAUGAUGGACAUCGCAAAGGCCAUGAGGUUGAAGGUCUCCAAGGCAAAGGGGCUGCCGGGACUUGAGAAUGAUCAGAACCACAAGCUGGGCACUCUCUCUCUCCCCUUGCCUGUGCAGAAGGCAUCAGGGAACCAACGGAAGCGCAAGAAAAUGAACUAAAAUGUCUCUGUGAGGUCUGAGCAGGGGCAAAACAGUUCCUUUCUCAACUGCUGUUCUGUACACAGAACAUCAUGGCGAUGCUUUUGUCUGUUGGAUUUGGCUGUCCAGCAUCAGCACAUGAAACCCUGUCUCAAGGCUGGGCUGGAACAGAUGUUCACCUCAUUAAACUG
Molecule: messenger RNA, 1170 nt
Organism: Fulmarus glacialis (Northern fulmar)
Lineage: Eukaryota; Metazoa; Chordata; Aves; Procellariiformes; Procellariidae
Gene: POLR1E
Product: polymerase (RNA) I polypeptide E, 53kDa
Exons: 9
Biological process (GO): transcription elongation by RNA polymerase I; nucleolar large rRNA transcription by RNA polymerase I; RNA polymerase I preinitiation complex assembly
Cellular component (GO): RNA polymerase I complex
Molecular function (GO): DNA binding
Source: RefSeq, a predicted model, not a curated record